AUGGGGACACGUCACGGGAAGGUGGCACAGGGUGGCACCCAGGUGACACUGGCUCCCUCGGGGGAUUUCUCAAGAGUCCUCGGGAGGAGGAACGCAAAGAGCUUUUCUUCCUCUGAGCCACAGCGGCUUCCCGGGAAACGCCGGGACUUCAAGGAAAAGCCUGGCACGGCCGGGGUUUGCUGGAGGAAGGCUGGAGCUGCGCGUCGUGGCACCGGGAACGCGGAGCCUGGCACGGAGCGAUGGCUGAGGGCGGCUGGGCUGGGGUCCCUGGCUGCCCCUGACAGCACCCAGGAUACAGCCGGCCCCGCGGGGGCUGUGGGGAGCGAGGGGCUGGUGGCCACCCUGAGCCCGGGCAGCGUGGAGGACCUGUACGAGCUGCUGGAGAAGCUGGGCAGCGGGCACUUCGGCGUGGUGAAGCGAUGCCAGGAGCGCAGCACCGGCACCUUCUACGCCGCCAAAUUUGUGAAGACGCAGCGAUGCCGGGGCAGCCGCCGGGGGCUGGAGCGGGCGCAGGUGGAGCGGGAGGUCACCAUCCUCCGCCAGCUCGACCACCCCAACAUCAUGCGGCUCCACGACCUCUUCGCCAGCAGAGCUGAGGUGGUGCUCAUCCUGGAGCUGAUCCGUGGCGGGGAGCUCUUUGACUUCAUCGCGGAGAAGGAGAUGCUGUCGGAGGAGGAAGCCAUCGAGUUCCUGGGACAGAUCCUGCGCGGGGUGGAGUACCUGCACAGCCACCGCAUUGCCCACUUUGACCUCAAGCCGGAGAACAUCAUGCUGCAGGAGAAGGACGACCCCAAGCCCCAGAUCAAGAUCAUCGACUUCGGGCUGGCCCAGCGCCUGGAAGACGGUGUCACCUUCAAGAGCCUCUGCGGGACCCCGCAGUACAUCGCUCCUGAAGUGAUCAACUACGAACCGCUGAGCUCCGCGACCGACAUGUGGAGCAUCGGGGUCAUCACCUACAUCCUGCUCAGCGGCUUGUCCCCCUUCCAGGGUGAGACGGACGCUGAGACCCUCUCCAACGUCGUGGCUGGUGCCUACGAGUUCGAGGAGCGCUGCUUCAGCCAGACCUCCGAGAUGGCCAAGGACUUCAUCCGGCAGCUGCUGGUGAAGGAGCCAGAGCACCGCAUGACGGCCACCGAGUGCCUGGUCCACCCCUGGAUCAAGCCCCUCAGCAGGAAGCAGGCGGUGAACCGGAGUCGUUCCUCCAUCAACAUGAAAAACUUCCGCAAGUUCAACGCUCGGAGGAAGUGGAAGCUCUCCUACAACAUGGUGUCUGCCUGCAACCGGCUGUGCCGCACGCGGCUGCUCUGCGGCCUGAGGAAGGAGGAUGAGGAGCUGCGCUGCUGCGAGAGUGACCAGGAGGAGAAGGACAGCCACCCUGUCACGCUGCUGCGCCGACGGAGAAGCAGCUGCUCCUGAGCCCCCCCAAAAGGAGACAGGACCCCCCCCCCCAACAAGAAGAGCCCUGGGGAUCCCCCUAUCUCCCCCAUCCCAGGGGGCAGGAACACUGUCUGGCCCCAGUGCUCCCAGUUCCAUGAUGCUGGACGGUGACUGGGGCUGCAGCCCCCCUCCUCCUGCUCCCCAGGUUUCUGCUACAGUGGGGAAGGGGGCUGCCUCACAGCUGGGACCCUCGCCCACGCUCACCCCUUGUGCGAGAAAUAAACGUCUCCCUCUCAUCCA
Falco peregrinus (peregrine falcon) is the source of this 1677-nucleotide messenger RNA. Its product is annotated as death-associated protein kinase 2-like. Gene Ontology annotation, biological process: protein phosphorylation; positive regulation of apoptotic process; intracellular signal transduction. The record is from RefSeq and is a predicted model, not a curated record. Lineage: Eukaryota; Metazoa; Chordata; Aves; Falconiformes; Falconidae. Gene Ontology annotation, cellular component: cytoplasm; nucleus. Gene Ontology annotation, molecular function: ATP binding; protein serine/threonine kinase activity.